Molecule: messenger RNA, 1485 nt
Organism: Gregarina niphandrodes
Lineage: Eukaryota; Apicomplexa; Conoidasida; Eugregarinorida; Gregarinidae
Exons: 1
Coding region: 1-1485 (494 amino acids)
Source: RefSeq, a predicted model, not a curated record
AUGCGGACGUUCAAGAGUGAGGCGGAUGGCAUGCCAGGGAGCGAGUUGCUGUCGGUGCUGAUGGGUCCUAACGGCAGCCAGGCGAAGUUGGACGGUUGUAUGGCGCGGGUGGUUACGAUGCGCGCAGGCGGUGGCGGCGAGGUGACGGCUUUGGUGUUGGGGCCCAAGACGGCGUUUGAAACAGAGCUGGAGACGGUCGGUGAGCAAACGCCGUUGACGAUGGAGACGACGAUGGUGAAGGGCGAGAACUACGACUGGUUCGAGCACUGGGACCGGAUGAUCGUGUGGCGUCCGAAGGACGGGCCUCCGAGCGACCAACGCUCGGAGGCGGAGCUACUGGCGGCGCUGCAGCGCCGGCUGGAGAGCGGGGGACCUCGGGACAAGUCUGAGGCGGUGGAGGCGUUGUGUCGCGAAGUCUUUGGGGAACACUUGGAUGACCUGCACGCCAUCCUGAACGGGAGUGGCGAGAUGCAGGAGGAGGGGGACGGCGUCACCGUUACUGUGACGCGGCCGAUAGACCCGUCGGAGCUGGCGGAGCUUUUGGCGCGGGUGCCCAAGGACUGGAUGCCGGUGCUGCAAAGGUCGACAGGGUGGAAGACUGCGGAGUUGACGGACGGCGGGGACGUGGAGGCCGCACAGGCGAGGCCGAUACCUGAAAGGAGACGCUGCCUGUACAAGGCCGCGGGCCUUUUGGGGCUAGGCACGGCCGCCGGCUUGUUUGCGAACUACCUGUGGCGAUCCCUGGGGUCGUCGCAGAGGGGGGCGGCGAUAGGAGAUUUCGUGUUGCCGGGGACGGUCGCGAAGUUAAGCGCUGAGGUCCCCCAGAGCCGCACGUACGUCUGGUCGGCCGGGGACCCCAAGCCGCCUGCACCCUGCGGCAGCGGCGCCCUGUGCUGCGACCAGGUGUGCACAAACUUUGGCAGCCCCUGGGCCGUCACGUACUCGCUCGCUUGGAAUAUGACAAGUUGGGUCGCAGCCGACACGUGCCGGACAUUGUGCAACAGUCCGCAAGACACUAAGAACCUUCUCAGCGAACGACUCCUCACACACUUCUUCCUGGCUGAGCCACCCUCGACCAUGUCGCACGAGGAACAAGUCCAGCUAGUCCAGCUAUGGUCUGCAGCACUCACUCGCGUCUGCUCAGGUGCGGGCAGCCCGUUGCGAAACGUCGGCACGAUCCUUCCAUGCGACUGCGACGUUGCCGACGUCACCUGUGACGUGACGACCAAAAGCACCAAGAAGCUGCACAAGGUCACACUCACUGACUUGGAAACUUCUCUGGCCAGGGUGGCCAACUCCUUCGCAGACUACCCGAAAGAUGUCUACGACGUCACGAACUGUAAUUUUGGGUGUUGGAAUUUGACCCAAAAGGCCAAACAGAUCUCACUCGCCCUCAAAGCCGCCGCCGCAGAAGCCGCCCAGCAGGGAACGGUCGAGAGACUGAACAGGACGGACAUCAAGCACGUUUUCAUCCGUUUCGGUUGA